AUGCCGAAAGUCAAGUCUGAUAAAAAACCCAUCACCAUUAAUACUAACGUUAACUCCACCAUUACCACUUAUCCACCUCUCCAGUCUGUACCAUCUGUACCCACGACCCACACCUUGCUGCCUCCUAAACCUAUCAAUUCGUGUUUGCUCGCUCAACCCAAUGGAACAUUGAUUUUUCAAGAUCAGCGAUUUACCGAAGAGGAACGUACGUUACUUCGAAGUCCACCUUAUCAACUUACUUUACGUCUUGAAGUACUCCUUUCUCCAGCGAGAAAAAAUCGUAAGAAUAAAGCGAAAUCGGAAAACAAAAUUCCAAGACCGCAAAAUGCUUGGGUUCUAUUCCGAAAAGAUUACGAGGCUAGCCAACGUUUACGAUUUCCGGAAAAGGCGCUAAAAAUGAAGACUGUCUCCACCGAUGCUGGUGAAGUUUGGAGGAAUCAACCACCGCAGGUCAAGAGAUACUUUGAAAUUCUUUCUAGACUUGCGCACGAAUACCACAAAGCGAUAUACCCAAAUUACAAAUACACGCCUAAGAAGAAACCGAAAGAAAUGUUAAGCAAUAAAGAUUGGAUCUUCCAUAAUGGCGUCAAAACUAUGGUUGCGAAUGGAAUUAUUCAGUCAGCACAACUCGAGGAACCAGCAACGCUAGAUAAUUCUAUUGUUUCAUCGUCACCACACUACUACUCGUCAUCAUCUUCACCACAAUCUACUCCUACUUUUUCAAUUUCCUCCGAUUGUUCACCAGUCUCUCCACCGGCUGGAUCAUUAUAUGUUAAGGAAUUCCUUUUCUCAUCCAAUGAAAUUGAAUUCCCCAACGCCAACAAUAACUUGUCAGCAAACGUAAAUGACAAUCCAUUAAUAGUCGGAGAAUACGACACCUUUCAAAAUCUCAUACUCGCCACCACAGUAAUCGGCAGCACACCGGUUACCGAAAAUACGAGUAGCAAAAAUGAAAAUUUUCAUAUCAAUAUCAAUAGCAAUAUUGAUGGCGUACCAUUCGCGGACACUCUUUUAUACGAUGCCGUUUCAACAGCCGAAUUUGUCGCUAAUGACGACAAAUUCACUUACGAAACAAACGACAAUUUCGAACACACAUACUUAUAUAAUAUGAAUUCAUAUAACGAGAUAUCUACUUUGGUAUCUACAGUUGAAUCGAAGAUGGCUGCUAAUUAUUCAGAAACAUCACCGCCAACGAGUGUUAUUCCUAGCUACAUGAUGAAUGAAUACGAUAAUGGAAAUUUUUCGGAUGAAUCACCUUUUAGUCAUGGUCUAAUUCUUUAA
Molecule: messenger RNA, 1281 nt
Organism: Acaulospora colombiana
Lineage: Eukaryota; Fungi; Glomeromycota; Glomeromycetes; Diversisporales; Acaulosporaceae
Source: the annotation of a GenBank genome assembly